This is a messenger RNA of Siniperca chuatsi (mandarin fish), 1689 nucleotides long. It is a transcript of the gene tmem141, whose product is annotated as transmembrane protein 141. The coding region runs from base 71 to 499 and encodes 142 amino acids. The record is from RefSeq and is a predicted model, not a curated record. NCBI's taxonomy places the organism in Eukaryota, Metazoa, Chordata, Actinopteri, Centrarchiformes, Sinipercidae. The transcript has 5 exons.
CUUAUGUCUUGGUUUGUAGCACGGAAGUUUUAUAACAGUAGGGUUAUGUAUAUACUCUCAGUAUGAGCUAAUGUUAUAUUCAGCUAAGAAUUUAACUUCUAGUUUCACAACAACCAACAAAAUGGUCAAUAUCGGUCUCACCAAAGUGGACGAUGCGCUGGCAGCAAAACACCCGGGUUUAGGGAGUUAUGCUGCCUGUCAGUCUCAUGCCUUCAUGAAGGGUACUGGGAGCUUUGUACUUGGUGCUGCCAGUUUGUUUGCCAUUCAGAAGGUUCUCCAGAGGAAGCUUCCUUAUCCUCUUCAGUGGAACCUACUUAUUUCAAUAGUGGCAUCAUCAGUGGGAAGUUAUGCAGUGACUCGCUGGGAAACACAGAAAUGCUCAGACCUUUGGUUGUUGCUAGAAACAGGCAAAGUCCCGGACAGAUCGCCACCGCAGGUGUCUAAACCAGAGGAAUCUAAAAAACCUGAGAAGACAAAAUAUGGUGACGUGAUGGAAUGAACAUAGUUUUUAACAAACUUGUGUAUCUACUGUAUAUAACUACACCUUUUCAGAUAAUGUACUAUGGUGGAAACAUUCAGAUGAGCUGUUUAUUAACUGUAUAGAGAGCGCUGGGUGUGAGUUAGUACAUACUGUAUUUAAUUGCAUCCCAGUGUUUUUUUUCACCUUUUAUUUCUGGAAUACACCACAUGAAUGAAGUGUCAUUUUUUCCUGAUUUUGUGGAGCUUUUGAAUUUCAUAACAGCAUUACCGUGUAGAUAAACAGAUGAGUUUCCUGAAUCAGAGGUCAGGAAUUAGUUUGGGUUUUUAGGAGGAAUUCCAUGUUAAGCUCUUGAUCCGGUAUUAUUAUUUGGAUGCGUUUGUUUGACAUGCAACAGGAAUUAACGCUGCACAGCCAAAACCAGCCACUAGUCACGGUAUACCUCAUAGGACUUGCAGAGCUGUAUGUUGUAGUCACUGGUGGCUCAACCAAACCAGUAAAUGACCAGUUUCUGUUUGAUCUAAAUUGCACAUUAAUAAUUUUAAUCAUGUAUGCCUUUGGACUACAGAGAGCAAAUCAUUGUGGAAUGAUUCACCCUUUUUAGACGAAUAAACAUUCUUAGCUAUUUAAUAAUAUGCUCAGGGCAGCAGUGUAAUCCACAUGAAAUAAUUUACUGCUGUUGCUUUACGCUGCUGCAUGUUCAUUCAUCCCUCUUCAGUUCAGUGAUGCUGUAAUGAACUCUGCAAUGACGAUGACACAAUAUUAAUCCUGUUUGGAUUUAUAGCAAUUUGGCAUCUGUGCAAAAAACAUGAACUCCAUGAGGUUAGGUGCUAAUUUAGAAUGACAGCAUGAGCUGUAGGUUAGGAAGAUGAAAACAUGGGAGGGGAAAUGUAGAAGGCAUUGCAAAUUCAGUUUUUUAAAAUAAAGAAAUUGUCACUGGAUUUAGGUGAAUGUAAGAACUGAGAGGAGAAGAGAAUUAUUGAGAAGUAGUAACAUGUUUCUAUCAUUUUUUAUCAACUGUUCUCCAGUGGGAAACUUUAGAGCUACUUCCAUCGUGCUAACAGCUGCCUUCUGAUGAUUUUAUUGAUAAUUUUGCCUUAUUAAGGUGUAAAAACAGUUGGAAAUCCACUCUUUGUUGUAUAUUUUUAUUGUUCAAAAGUAAACAAUUAUUAAAAAGUAUACAAUAAAAACAAUAAAAUUGUAUGUUUAGA